Molecule: messenger RNA, 2516 nt
Organism: Mizuhopecten yessoensis (Yesso scallop)
Lineage: Eukaryota; Metazoa; Mollusca; Bivalvia; Pectinida; Pectinidae
Product: WD repeat-containing protein 93-like
Exons: 24
Coding region: 154-2472 (772 amino acids)
Source: RefSeq, a predicted model, not a curated record
CGGUGUCAUGGCUGACUUGGAUACGGAUGGCACCUGUUUAUAAGAGCAAUAUUCCUAAUUUUCCGCUCAAAGGACGUUAGAUUUUUCUUGAUAGAUUUAAAUUAUUUGUCUAUGUCAUCUGAUGUGUAUGUGGACUUAAUUUAAACAUCAGUCAUGCCUGUUUACCUGAGGAACAACGUAAAUUUUACGCCGCCAUCGCUUGAUCACAUUCCAGUUGAACAAGAAGAUGACUAUGUUCAAGAUCCAGAACAGCUCAAAGAUCACCUGCCGCAGCCCUAUCGAAUGCUGGACAAGGUGUUGAAUAAAGUAUUUGAUGAUGCAUGGGCUAUCAUUGAACAGAGAGAAAACGCUGCUCUAGAAGAAUCUCUAAGAUUUAAGCCCCCACAAUUUGAUUAUGAAGAACAAAUUGAGGUGCUUGGUGGAGCCACCAGUGUUACCUGUAGCAGUGACGGGAAGGUUGUGUUUGUGGGACUGCCAAAUGGAAUAGCAGUGUUAGAUUCUGUUACACAGAACAGGAUAUGUGCUUGGGAAGAAGAUAAAGUAGAAAUCAUCCGCCUGAAGACCUACCCCAUUGCAGAAAACAUGUAUCUGAUUAUUAGUCUUGAUGAUAUGGGCCUUGCUAGACUCCAUGCUUUUGCUGGAGAAAGAUUAUUCCUUUUGAAGUUGCUGAAUGAAACACAGGAGAUUUUAGCACCAGAACCAGUUGAAACUACUGAAUUACUAGAAUCGCCUAGGAUGAAAGCUGUGGCGGGACGGCCUGGUGAGGAGAAGUCUUCAACACGACUACUGAUACAUAAGUGUGAGGCGUCUGCUGAAGGGGAAUAUCUCGGCUCCUUGGUGGAAAAUCCUACGUCAGCAGAGGUGUGGCUCGAGAUCUACCGCCUCCCCAGGGACGAGUGGGUACAAGAACUGGAGAAAAGACUUGCUGAUGCCCAGAAAGAAAUGGAGAAGAAAGAUGGAAAGGCAGUGGAAGAGCCCCCGCCACCUGUGGCUACAGAGGAAGGGGAAGGGGAUACCGAACAACAGACACAAGAAACCCAGCCAGAUACGACACCACAGUCGACACAACCAGACAAGGGAGCUAAGUUUAGUCAGCUGUCUCUCAUUAUGAAACUGAAACCCCCACCUACACCUACAGCCAUUGAAAAGAGAGGUAACCUAGCUUCGUCCACCCAUGGAGCGUGUCAGAAGGUGGACAGUGGGGAUGUGAUCGGGACCGGUCAGAACCAUAUACUCACCUCUAGCCACCUGGAACAGAGGGCUGAAAUAUUUGAAAAUAACUACAAACACAUGUUAGACUACCUUCCAAAGGAGGAGAAGAUGAUCGAUCUGAUAAGAGAUGUUAACUUUCAUUUCAUGACAUCUGGUCGGUUGAUGCACAACUCACAAGAAUCUCCAAACCAUCCAGGGAGCCCGACCAAUGUUGCUGUGUGGUGGCAGAACAGCACUCACCUCUACCAUUACUCAGUAUUCAAACAACCAGCAAAAGAUGGAGAAAUGAAGCCAGAUCUGGUGUGGCCCUUCACCAGUAAGAUUACUGCCACUACGAUGUCAACAGACUCAAAUCUACUGGUCAUAGGACUGGCCUCAGGAAAUGUGGUUGUAUGGGACCGAUACUUAGGUAUGCAGCGUGGAGUUGUCAACAUCACCACGAAGGCAGCUGUACAACAGAUGUGGUUCCUUGACCCAAGUCUAUGUCCUCAAGAUGAAAACAAUUACCCACCUUACCUGACCAAGACCACCGCCUACCUUCUGGUGCAGAGUAGUGAUGGUGCCAUGUUCUACCUCAUGUGUGGGGCGGGGCUUCCUCUGGAGCCAUAUUGUGUUUCACCACCUGUGGACAUAGAAGAGAACAUGUUUACAAGGGUAGAACCUGUUCCAGGGAAACCAGAACUGACAAUGGUUGUGCUAAAGAAAGGUGCAAUUCAGAUCAAACACACUUUAAAUGGUAAUGUGUUGUGUGAGGCCAAACUACCACCCACCCAUCAGCUGGUCACUCCCUGGGACCCCAUCAUCACAACAGCAUGUAGGGGGGAGCGCCUGUUUGUCAGAGGAGAGGCCAAAGUGGAGAAACCAAUUGAGGAGGAGAAUGAGACAACACCAGAGCCUCAACCAGAAGUGGAUCCUGUAGCCAGCAUGUUGUUUGUCUUCGCCCUCAAGGCCUUUGCUCCAUUAGAGGAGUUUAUGGUAUCAGAAAGAACACCCGUAGCCUUCACCAUACACACCACCAUUGACAAGAGAGUUGAUGCCCUAAUGACAGAGAGAAUUGCCCAGCAGGCUUUACGGAAGACGCGAAUGCAGGAUCGCUGGGGCCUAAUGAAGGAGGAAAUCUGGGCCAUACUCCAGUACAAGGAACAAGCCGAGCGGCAGGCAGAUCAGAGACCGGUCUAUAACUAUCAAACUAUAUACCAUUACGAACAGGAUUUGAAGACUCCUGGUUCCAUUGGAUGGGGAACUGCUCUGUUCAACUGAAGAGCUGUGCAGCAGUAUAUAAGGAAACGUUCCGGUAAUUCAAA